This is a messenger RNA of Lineus longissimus, 4937 nucleotides long. RefSeq names its product catenin alpha-2-like. The coding region runs from base 104 to 2860 and encodes 918 amino acids. Gene Ontology annotation, molecular function: cadherin binding; beta-catenin binding; actin filament binding. Lineage: Eukaryota; Metazoa; Nemertea; Pilidiophora; Heteronemertea; Lineidae. Gene Ontology annotation, biological process: cell migration; cell-cell adhesion. The transcript is spliced from 18 exons. The record is from RefSeq and is a predicted model, not a curated record. Gene Ontology annotation, cellular component: catenin complex; adherens junction.
GUCAAAGGGUGAGGUAAAUUUAGGAAUUCCGAUUUCUUGUGCAAAAUAAACACAUUUUUACUGCGGUGAGAAGAAACCAAGAAACUGGCAGAGCACGGACAGGAUGACUAGUCCGCUUACCACUCCUCCAACAGGGUCCAUGCAGAUAAGAUGGGACCCCAAGAACCUAGAGAUCAGGACAAUGUCGGUGGAGAAGACAUUGGAACCUCUUGUGACCCAGGUGACAACCCUUGUUAAUCAGAAGGGACCUUCACGCAAGAAGAAGGGACGUUCCAAGAAGGCACAUGUGUUAAGUGCAGCUGUGCAAAGGGCUACAGAGAACUUUAUAGAAAAGGGGGAGGAGAUUGCCAAUGAAAACCCUGAGAUUAAGAAUGAGAUGUUGGCUGCUGUUGAUGAUGUGCGCAAGACGGGUGAGCAGAUGAGGGUGGCGUCCCAGGACUUUGCGGACGACCCUUGCUCAUCCAUGAAGCGUGGUGCAAUGGUUCGUGCAGCGAGGGCGCUCCUGUCGUCAGUCACACGUCUGCUGAUCCUGGCUGACAUGGUGGAUGUCCAUCUUCUGCUAAUAACACUAAAGAAUGUUGAAGGUGACCUUGACCAGCUGUGCAAUGCUACAAGUCAACAGGAACUGAUGACCCGCUUCCGUAAAUUCGGCAAGAGUAUCAUGGAGUUGUCGGACCGUGCGGGCAGACGUCAGAAUGAUUUGAAGGAUCCAAGGCGGCGGGAUGACCUUGCCUCGGCGCGGGCAACGCUCAAGAAGAACAGUAUGUUGUUGUUGACAACAUCAAAGGCCUACGUGCGCCACCCUGAGCUCCCAGCUGCCAAAGCUAACAGAGAUUACGUGUAUAAACAAGUGUGUGAUGCUGUGAACCUUAUCGAGGGUGUGGCUCAAGCUACUGGGACGUCUGAGGCUCAUCCCUAUGAAGGAGUAGGAGAGUUGGCUGCUGCACUUGAGGAAUUCGAUCAAAAAAUCAUAAUGGAGCCUAUGGCGUACAACGAGGUUCGCACACGUCCGUCACUGGAGGAGAGGUUGGAAAGCAUCAUCAGUGGUGCCGCACUCAUGGCGGACUCUUCCAGCACCAGGGACGAUCGUCGAGAACGCAUCGUCCAGGAGUGUAACGCGGUCAGACAGGCAUUGCAGGACCUAUUGACGGAGUACAUGAACAAUGCGGGUAAAAAGGAACCAAGUGAAUCCUUGGACAAGGCCAUUGAAAACAUGUGUCGCAAAACCCGAGAUCUGCGCAGACAGCUCCGUAAAGCCGUUGUCGACCAUGUUUCUGAUUCCUUCUUGGAGACAAACGUUCCCCUGCUUGUCCUGAUCGAGUCAGCCAAGGCAGGAAAUCACGAAGAAGUUGAAGACUAUGCCCAAGUGUUCACGGAGCAUGCGAACAAGCUUGUGGAGGUGGCAAAUCUUGCUUGUUCCAUGUCGACGAACGAGGAAGGGGUUAAGUUAGUCAGGAUGGCUGCUAGUCAGAUUGAGGCGCUUUGCCCACAGGUUAUCAAUGCUGCCCGCAUCCUGGCUGCCCGUAACAACUCCAAGCCUGCUGCCGAGAAUAUGGACCUGUUCAAGGAUGCCUGGGAGAAACAGGUGAAGCUGCUGACAGAGGCUGUGGACGACAUCACAACCAUUGAUGACUUCUUGGCAGUAUCAGAGAGUCAUAUUCUUGAAGAUGUCAACAAAUGUGUUCUGGCUCUCCAAGAGCUUGAUCCAGACACCCUGGAUCGUACCGCCGGUGCCAUUAGAGGGCGCUCUGCCCGCGUCUGCAACGUGGUCAACGCGGAGAUGGACAACUAUGAACCAGGGCUGUACACUGACCGGGUUAACGACGCUGUUACCAUAAUGAGAGACCAGAUCAUGCCAAACUUUGCUGAGAAGGUGGAGCAUGCGGUCGAUGGCCUGAGCUCCUCGCCACCGAAAGAGGUCAACGAGACGGAGUUUGUUGAAGCAGCUCAGUAUGUCUAUGAGGGCGUCCGUGAGAUCAGGAGGACAGUUCUGAUGAACAGGAAUCCCGAGGACAUUGACAGCGAAGAAGAAGACAACUACUACAAUGAUUAUGAGAGUGAAUAUGAACGAACCAGCAAGUUGAGUCGCUACACAGACCAAGAUGACAUCUUGGAUGAGACAAGUGAGCGGGCAAUGAUGCGUCGUCUGCCCGAGGAAGAGAAACAACAAAUUCAACGCCAGGUCGAAUUCUUCCGAUUGGAGAAAGCGAAACUGGACCGUGAGAUCGCAAAAUGGGAUGCAAGCGGCAAUGACAUCAUCAUCCUUGCGAAACAAAUGUGCGUGAUUAUGAUGGAGAUGACAGAUUUUACGAGGGGGCGUGGGCCACUGAAGAGCACCAUGGACUUGAUUAAUGCUGCUAAGAAGAUCUCGGAGGCUGGUGCAAAAAUGGACAAGCUUGCGCGUGAAAUUGGUGAUCAGUGUCCUGACUCGGAGUCCAAGAAAGAUCUGCACGCGUAUCUGCAGCGCAUCGCCCUCUAUUGCCAUCAGUUGAACAUCACCAGCAAGGUGAAGGCAGAUGUGCAGAACAUCAGUGGAGAACUUAUCGUUUCAGGGACUAUUGCACAGACAAUUGACUCAAACUCUCUCGACAGUGCUACAUCUUUGAUCCAAGCUGCUAAAAAUUUGAUGAAUGCAGUGGUGUUGACAGUGAAGGCCAGUUACGUGGCGUCGACAAAAUACAACAAGGGUGUAAAGGUGAGGGGUAUAUCGUGGAAGAUGCGAGCGCCCGAGAAAAAACCAUUGGUGAGGCGAGAGAAACCAGAGGAACUGACGUCGAAGAUAAGACGAAGCACCAGGGUGAAGAAAAUAGAACCAGUCAAGGAACUGAGCGAGUUCCAGGACAAUUCAUCUUUUUGUUAACCAUGGACUAUGAAAUGUUUGAAUCGGGAACUAAACCUAGAAACUGAGUCCAGGUUGCCCUCCCUUUUCAUGAGGGGAAAAUUCCCUUGAACAAUUGGUGCAUUUUUUCUGCAGUUAUGACUGCUAAGUUUGAGGUCAUUAUUUCUUUGUCAACUUGUCUCUUGACAGAAUUUCUCUCUUCAUCUCAAAAGAGAUUGAAACCUAAAGGUUUUGUCUGGUGAGAGAGGUAGUUUCACCAUUCAAAAUUCUCAUUCAGCUUGUCUACUUAAAACAUAUCAAGUUAGAAUUUAGUUUAACAAGGUGUAAUUAGCUGGGAUGUCCUUUCCUUUUGCAUUUCGAAACGGUUGAGAGUGACUUUUCUCCCUCAAAUGCCAUUGUGAAUUUUUACUCCUGUGUGAAUCAGAUACACCUCUCUCUCUGUACAGAUAAUAUCUAUUGUUGUAUUAUUGAUUUGGUAGUUGAUUAUCAUAUUGUAUUGACAUUGUAUCCAGUUCAUUGUCUAAACAACUCUCUGGAAUAUCAGUUAUUUCUAGACCUCCAGUUAAUCAUCAUAUCUUUGGUUAGCUGUUGGUAAGCCAAACAGCAAGAUAAUUUUUGGCUUUUGCCAGUGGAAUAGCAAAAUAUUAACUUCUGGAUCCGUUUUGGUCAGAUAUUCUCAAGACACUCCCAGUGGAUGAUGUGACUAAGGCCUAGUAAAUGCUUUUACUUCAGUUUUGUACAGAAAGGCAGAGUGUAUCUGUACGUGAAGUUUUCAGCAAAAGCUUUUCCGAGUCUUUAUUCAUACAUAUAUCACCCAAUCUAUGGCUUCCAGUCAAAGGAAGGUUCCACAAGAGAUUUUGAAAAAGAAGGAUUUUGACCAUAACUUUGGAAGGAGUGGUAACAACAAGUUCAUCUUUUGAGUUUAACUAAGAAGUUGAUGAUAUAUGAUGCACACUGACAGCGUCAGAGUAUGAACAUACUUGUUGCAAUGGUUCCUUUACCAUGUUUAUUCUCAUGUUCAGUGCUGAUUAUAUUACAUGGACAUUUAUAAACUCAAACUAUUUGGUGAAGGAUAACUGGUACUCUAUAGUGUGACACUUCUCUAAUCAAAUAUAACUUUAAGAUUUUGAAUAUUUAUUGACUGUAUAUAAUGCACAGCAUAAAUGUAGUAUCACGCCAUGUAUUCCUAAUGUAGGAUGGCACUGUUUUCCCAAGUCUGCUCCAGUACAACUUAAAAGUGUCAGAGUAAGAUUGCUAGUUGUGUAGUUAGUUUUCCACAUGGCUGACUAAUGCGUUGACCAGUGGACUACCUGUACAAUAGGCUUAAUUUACCUGUAACAGGCCUAUGAGUCACAGUUGGCUUAAACACAUCAAUGCAGUAUACAGAGAGCACACAUUAAACAUUCCUCUACCAUUUUUCUGCCAAUAACAAUCCCUUGAUUGUCCAUGACAUCAAAUCAUGAUUCACAUAUCAAGUGCUCAAAUGUAAAAGAGUUGGAGGACAUUCAUGGCUUUUGUCAAAUUAUGCUUUCAGUACCAUUUCAUGUUAAGAUUGUAUUGUUGUCAUCAAAAUAUGAAUCUUUUGAAACGUUCGUGUAUCUGAGCUUUUGUUCUGUGUCUGUUCGGUUCUUGAACUUUCAGACUUCUGAUGUUCGCUCCGAUUGGUCUUAAUCUGAAUCCGAUUUGGCGAAUAUAUCUGGCAAGGUUACCAAAUUAAGUGAUCUUUAAACACCUGCAAAUGUGCGCAUGGUGUAAUCGAGUGUCAUACUCUGUGUAUCAAGUCCAGACCAGACAUGAUACAUGUUAUUCCAUCAGUUUGAACACGUGGUGUCACAGCCGCCAUCAGUCCCUGUGACUUCUGCCACCUUGUGUGCAGAUUAGUCAGAGUGAUUGAUCUUAAUCUGGGUCUUUUGUAUGAAAAUGAAAAAAAUAGAUAUUAGUGGUAAAAAUCUUAUUCACAGCUAAUUCCUUCUAUUUGGAAAGCAUAGUCUUUUUGUUAUGUUUGAAUGUCAAUGUUGUAUAUAGUGCCAUGCUAAUGUAAUGAUGUAAUUGGUAUUUUUAUCCUUGGAUAUAAUAAAAUACAGGCAUCGUAGAUGAA